Molecule: messenger RNA, 3980 nt
Organism: Pomacea canaliculata
Lineage: Eukaryota; Metazoa; Mollusca; Gastropoda; Architaenioglossa; Ampullariidae
Exons: 5
Coding region: 148-1233 (361 amino acids)
Source: RefSeq, a predicted model, not a curated record
UUCCUAUUUUAACAGCAACAGUAUGGACCUGUCUAACUGAUAGCAACUGUGCUCGAGGUGUAGAACAAAUAUGUAGGUGGAUUUACCUAACACUAAUUAACAAAAAAAAUAACCAAGGUAGUCAGAGUCACUCCUGGAAUUUGGAUAAUGAACACAGUCCACACUCUUGCUCUUGUGCUUGGAUUGUCCUUUUUCGAAGGUAUAACUCUCCAGCCGUGCAGGGACAACGGUAUCUAUGACGUCACUUGGGGACAAACCACAAAGUUCACCUGCAGAGCCAACGGUCCUGUUCAGUGGCGAGUGCAAUUUGGCGACUCACAGGACUCCGAUCUGCUGGUGUCGUGUCCACAAAGUAUUGGUACAUGUUAUGUUUCCACUGAAGUUGGCGGACUUUUCCUCUUGAGGAUGGUGGAUGGUCAGAGAAUGAUGGUUGUGAAUGCUGUGAACAACACGAAGAUAUGGGAGUCGGUGCAGCUGGUGAACGGGAGCCUCUCGUGUAACGAGAUGAGUGGGUCCAUGUUAGACUGCUAUCAGCUCAACUUCGUGUAUCUUCCUGAGAAUGUGUCGUGCCGAGCGGUCACCACCUCAGGGUCUCUCAGUGUGUCAUGUGUCAUCGGUCGAGUCUACUCCUCCCGAAGGCUGUACACGUGUCAGCUCUGUCGACUCACCAAUGGUUCGAUGACAGACAUCCUGGACUCUGCCCCCAUGAUGACAUCACCAACGACGGACCUAAUAACAGAGAGCGAAGUGAAGGUUUCAGGUUUCUGUCAGUUCAACUCCACUUUACCAACACAAGAAGGGCGUUAUACCUUCUCUGUGUCUAUCUCUCCAGGAGGAGGUGUCCACAAUGCACGAUUUACAGAUGGGCGGGAUUGGUAUUCAAUCGAACGACCUUCGCCACCUACUCUGUCCUGUCAACCAUUGCCAUGUGUGCUUGGACAACUACACAUGAAAUGCAGGUGUACUGCCCAACAUCCGGGGCAGCCUAUUGGGCUCUUGCAGCUGCUUAUGGGCAAUCAGACGUACAACAGGAUGUUGUCAUCGAGUGGAGAACCAGAUAACGACAACCGAAACGAACUGUUCUAUACAGUGGCCUUAAGGGAGGAAGAUUAUAACGAAACCUGGUUCAGAUGCGAUUCUGUAUGGAGGACAGAGACCAUUUCUGGACAGAACCACAUCUUCAACGUAGCAUGUAGGUGGUUUGUUCUUUUUGUUCUUAUUUUUAAACAAUAGUUACUAUUUAUUUCUAUAAGAACCAAGCCAGAUUGGUUUUAAUCCAUGAAAUACGUGAAGAAGAUAUUAUAGGGUUUUAUGUAGAUUUUUAGCUUGGGGAGAAAAGUAUCCUUAAUGUGACAGCAAUACUUUCAAUGCUUCUGGAUUCCACACAAGUUGUGAAUCCCUUAACGAAAUUUUAUGAGAACCUUUUCAAAGAACAAACUUACAAGAAAGUCCUUCAUAUAAGUAUAUGUUUGUUAACCCUGGGAAACCUUUGGAUAAUAUUUUUGGGGAAAGGUUAAGUGAGGUAAAUGCACAUGUUGCCAAUUAUAAAUUCCAGAAAAGUCAGUAAACAUCUGCUAUAUGUGCGUAUGCCUUGUCCUGCUAGUGAUAUAAAAAGAUAUGGAUUUUUGCUUCGGAAAAACUUUGUCAUACGACCAGAGCUUGUCUUGCAAGAUGACUGAGAGCAACAACCUGUUGGUGGGAAGAAGACUUUAUUUCCUUGACUGUGAAAGAAAGAGUUAAUAUUUGAUACACCGCCCAAAAGAUUGAUUUGGGAAGAAGACUUUAUUUCCUUGACUGUGAAAGAAAGAGUUAAUAUUUGAUACACCGCCCAAAAGAUUGAUUAUUUAAUAUAUUAUCUCAGCCAAUCCAUUAAUAUUUAUUUGUUCUUUUGCCUCUUUCUGUCCAUGGUGGCUCUUAUGGGCUUGUUUCUUGACAAAAAGACUGAUUUAAAAAUAUAUUUUAAAAAGUUUGCUCUAUUUUUCUCUCUCUACCAUACCAGUUAAAGGGAAACAAGACAAACGCAUUUUCUCUCUUACCCCGCCAGUUAUCUGUUCCUUUUCCUUCAAAUUGUGUUUACAUUCAAAUCGUUGAAGUCUGAAAUCAAAACCUAGGUCUUUAACAAAUAUGCUCAUAAUCUUCUUCUGCUUACUCUUCAUACCCUCCUCCUCCUCUUCUUCCUACUCCUACUACUCCUCCUCCUCAUAAUCAUCAUCAUCGUCGUCUAUCGCUGAACCCAUUUACAAGCCUUUAGACACUUCAACCAUUUUGAAUUUCGUUAUUUUUGGUUCAUAUUUUUUUUAUAAACAAUGUCAGUUAUAAUAUAAAUCUCACAGCUAUGUCGGAACCCACUCUCAUUGUGCGUCACGCGUGCUCAGAACGUGAGUUCAACUAUUCUAGUUUCAACCCAGAGAAGACGAAAAGAACAGCUACAACUGUACUAGUAAAAAAAAGGUGUCAGAGGUUCAGAAUGCAAUUUUCACAAGUUUCACAAGAACAACCAUUUCAUAUAAAAAAAUAGACCAGUAAAACUAGUUGAAUCCGAAAAACUUUAGUGCUCUAAAGUCUAAGGAUGAGGACGCUGAACUCAUUUCUAAAAAAAGUGUCGUGCAGAAGGGACACGGAUAAACAAACGAUAAGACUUCCGAAGAAUUAUCGCAGCUUCAGAAGUCAUUCCUUCGCUUUUUGAGCAUAAUAUAUGAACCAAAGGAAACAGGAGGGAUAUAAUCAGCAGACUAGUGUUGGUCAACAAAGGGUCACAGGAAUGACAAGGUUAGUUUUGAUAAGCACUCGUUAUCGCAAAUGUAAGCUACAUGUCAUUUUGUGAACUGUGCUUUUCCUUAUAAAACAGAAUCUACAAAAUCUGUUUUGCGAAAAAAAUAAAAGUAGUAAAAGGACUAGUUUUAUUCUUUUUUCAAAAUCCUUCUGCUAGUAAAUAUUUAAUGUUUCUACCCAGAUGUAAGCAUUAAAGAAAUGUGCUAUUACUGUUUGGCUACUCGCUAUAUUUUUGCUUUAUUUUUCAUGUUUUGCGAAUUUUUUUUAAGGAGGGUAUUAUUUCAGGGGCUUUUAUUUCUAAAUAUGGAAGGACACAACAGCAAGACCCUUACAAACAGUGGGUACAAUUUCUUAUACUUUGAGCAUAUUAAUAUAGCAUAUUAACAACUACUGGUAUAAACUACAUUAAUCUAAUGUUUUUGACAGUGUAGUAAUUAAUGAUGCAGAUAUGAUUAAGUUUAUUGUUCAGGCUGGUGCAAAGAAUACAAAUUAUCAACCUCUACGACAGAAAACCACCUACAGCUGACAAGAAGUAUGUUGCGCCUAAAAGGAAUAAAAUUGCAGUUUCUAAUAACAAUCAUUUACUUUAACGACCGUUAAAAAUGUUAUACCUCCAGUACAAAAGAUUUUAGCAUACAAUAAAAACAGAUGCAUUUCAUUUUUAACUUCGCCUUUUCAGAAGUUUCUGAUGUUUGUGUACAGGAAUGCUCUCCAUAAUGAUUGAAUAGUUUUCAUGGAAAGUAAAUUGCUUACAAAAGGGAAGCAGAAAGUGAUCUCCCUUAGACUAAGUCAUUGAAGAUGGACUUUUGUCUAUUGUCUUGCGUUUGAUAAAGUGAAUCUAUUAACUUUGUAGAUUUCAGAUCUGAUUUGUAUUUUGCACCUUCCAUUGACAUCCUUGUCAUUGCUAACUAUUACAAUAGUUGCUCUAUUCUCUCCCUUUGCUCGCAGUGCUUAGGCGGUCCGGUGGUGCAACGGUUAGAGCUUGUCACCAACACAGUGAAGGUUGGUUGUCCCCUGUUCAACUCUCGUCUCGAGCACGCUGUUCUUUCUGUGCACUUGUCAUCUGUUUACAGGGCUGGCUGCUUGCCGUAAUAUAGCCUUAGCUGCUGACACGGCGUAAAACACCAAUUCCCCCCCCCCCUCAUACUGAUAUGAAGAUUGCUUGUAACACAUAAAUCUCCACCAUGCCUUGUCAGCAAUCCUCAUUC